GUUUUGCAACAGCUUCGGCCUUAUGAUACAAUUAAUUAAUAUGGGGACAAAUUUGUUGAGAAAAAAUGUGCUAUGAAUAACCCCGCCACCGACGAAAUUGUCAAUUACUUAUCAACAAAGUUCAACAAGAUAUUUUGCGAUCGCGAUUUUGUUUGUUGUGUUGCAGAGGAUUUUCAGUUCAUAUUAAACAACAAAAAUAAAUGCUGUGUACUGCUCUUCCCCAUUCUAGGACCAAUCUAUCAGAAGGCGGUACGCUAUCAAGCCAAAAUUUUUGAUUUAGCUGUUUUUGGCGUUAACAGUGGUAAACACAAAUCCAUUGCGGUAUGCCACAAACAUUACCUUGUGAAGAAGGUAGUUGAGGAAGUAAUGGAAGAAACUUGCAGCAUAAAUUCAAGACGGAAGAGACCUGAAAGACAGUUAUAUGUGCCACCCGCUCAAAGAGGAUCAAGACUACCAAGAGAAGCAAAGGAUGAAUCACCCCCAAAAUCAAAAUCAAAACUUAAAAAAUCCAAAUCAGAAGAAAUCAUUAAAUUUGAAAGAAUAAUACCCUUGAAGUGUCUACUGUACUUGAUAGGAACCAAACCAGUUUUUAUCAACUGGAAAUACCAUACAUUUUUACACAGUGACUGUGUAUUCUAUGGACUACACAAAGUGAAACAAAAUAAAUGGACUAUUCCAAUAUACCAAAAAGAAUAUAAAGAAAUAUUUUUGGACAUACUACACAACAACACAUUAGUGUGGCAACCUACUAUAGGAAUUGCUAAUUCUUAUCACAACCCAUGUGCCAAUAGUUUAACAUAUCCUAUUAUUAAUAUACACCCAGAAAGUAUUGAAGAAACCACUAUUUUUGAUAGAACACCUAUUUGGGCUCACAGUUAUGAUACAAAUUGUUUAGAAGAUUAUAUUGAGUGUUGUUUUUACAAAGUGCUGUGUAAUGCUAACAAAAUAAGUGAUCAACAUUUAUUAGAUUUAUCGGUUUUUAAACUACCCCAUUUUAUGAUUAUUAGAGAUAAAACUGAUGAAUAUAUGUUUACUUGCAAAGAGGAUCACAACAUAGACAAAUGUUAUGAAUUGAAGAGAAUUGAAUUUUUAAAAAGUAAAACUAACGACACAAAAAACAAUAAUAUUGAAACUACUAGAGUUUUGGAAAUAAGUAAGGUAAAAAAUAACGAUAUGAUUAAAAACGAUAUAAAUUCGAAUAGAGAGAAAAUGUUAAAGAAAAAAGACGAACAUGAUCAAGAAAAGGAAAUUAUGAGGAAAACCAAAGAAAAUAUUAACAGAAAAUCUAAACCUAUUAUUAAAUAUGUUGGAGACAGUAACGAUACUCUUAAAAUAGGAAAAGAUGAUGAAAAUGUUAACAACUGGGAGGAUUUAUUUGAUGACAAAGGGCAGCUGCAAGACGAAUUAUUUACUGAAAUAGUACAAAAAGUCGGAAAUGACGUUACUAUAGUUAAGGCAACUGAGGAUUACUCCGCGUACACAACAAAACCAAUCGAAGAGUUUGAGCAUGUCGUCGAAUUGUUCAACUUCCCGCCAACGCUGGAAACGCACGAUAUAAUUCAAAUUUUUAGCGAUAUUAACAGCGACGCCAUGUACAUUAAAUGGGUGGACGAUACGCAUGCGCUUUUAGUCUUAGGCUCGUUAAGUCAAGCUCAAAGGGCCGUCGAAGUCGAUAACCCGCUUAUUAAAGCUAGGCCAAUGUCUGCCGCUAGCGGAGCUUCGCUAAGUGUAGCUUACAAAUCCGAUCUUAAGCCGGCUAUGAAAAGACCGCAGACUAAUUUACAAACAGCCAGAAGACUUAUUACAACGCAUUUGGGAGCCAAGACUCGUGUUUCUAAAGAACAAUCGGCCAAAGAAAGAGAGGACCUCAAAACUGCUAGAGAGAUGAAGCGUUUGGCGAAAAAAAACGAAAAAGACGCUUGGGAUGGUUUUUGCAAGUAAAUUAAUGGUUUUAGAAACUAUAAUGUGCCUUAUUAUUUUUUAACGUAAUUUUUUUUAGUUACCAUUAACUUUAAUUAUUUUAUAAAAUUCUAUAUAUACACGUUUUUUAAUAUUUAUUCAAUGCUAAGGAUAUAAAAUUGACAAGAUCUGUUUUAAGAAAUCAUUUAUUUAUUGAAUUGAAUUGACAAUAUUAUACCUACUUUAAUUUUAAUUUUUUAAAGCAGAUUUUUGAUUAAUUGAUUUUUUAUUAUUUUUUGUGAUAUUUAUUUGUUAUACAUACAGGACAAGUAUCCUUUUAUGUGUAUACUACAUGGUGCACCCUGUAUAAUUACUUUAUACAUAUAUUUUUUUGACUAUACAUGCUCAGGAUACCUUGUAUAAUUAAAUUUGUUUACAAAUAUAAUUGUAUUUUACUUUAUACACUUGUUUUACUUAAAAAACCUACAAAUGUAC
Brassicogethes aeneus is the source of this 2394-nucleotide messenger RNA. NCBI's taxonomy places the organism in Eukaryota, Metazoa, Arthropoda, Insecta, Coleoptera, Nitidulidae. The record is from the annotation of a GenBank genome assembly.